Messenger RNA from Fragaria vesca subsp. vesca, 1409 nucleotides. RefSeq names its product probable sodium-coupled neutral amino acid transporter 6-like. The transcript has 5 exons. Bases 18 to 1352 code for a protein of 444 amino acids. Lineage: Eukaryota; Viridiplantae; Streptophyta; Magnoliopsida; Rosales; Rosaceae. Gene Ontology annotation, biological process: amino acid transmembrane transport. Gene Ontology annotation, molecular function: amino acid transmembrane transporter activity. The record is from RefSeq and is a predicted model, not a curated record.
CCCAAAACUGAAGGAAGAUGAAGAACCAGCAAAACAACGACGAAUCUGGGGAGAUCGCUCAUCCUCUUCUCCAUGACUUCAAAGCCCUGGAAGGCCAAACUUCUUCAUCAUCAUGCUCCAUAGAAAAGGCUUCAUUUUCCGGCGCCGUCUUCAACAUCUCAACCACCAUGAUCGGAGCCGGAAUCAUGUCGAUCCCAGCCACGAUAAAAGUGCUGGGAAUAAUUCCUGGGCUCAUAGCCAUUGUAGUAGUGGCUGUCUUGACGGAGGUCACGGUGGAGUUCCUUUUAAGAUACACAAACUCCGGCAAGUCAGAAACCUACGCCGGCAUGGUGGGGGAGUCGUUUGGACCGUUGGGAUCGAUUGCUGUGCAAGUUUGUAUCAUCAUAACCAACCUGGGUUGCCUCAUCAUUUUCUUCAUCAUCAUCGGGGAUGUGCUAUGUGGGAGUACUCAAUCGGAAGGAGCUUUGCACUUGGGCAUUUUGCAAGAAUUGUUUGGCAUCCAUUGGUGGAAUUCUCGAGCUUAUGCGCUUCUUCUCAUUGCAAUCUUUGUGAUGCUUCCAUUAGUCUCGUUACGCCGAGUUGAUUCACUAAGGCACAGUUCAGCAGUGUCCGUUUUGUUAGCAGUGGUUUUUGUUGCCAUAAGCUCUGCAAUGGCGAUUUACGCUUUGUGUGAAGGAAAGGCUCACAAAUUGAGACUAUUUCCGGACUUUGCGGUGAUAUCAAUAUUUGAUGUGUUCACCAGUAUCCCAGUUAUUGUGACAAGUUUUGGAGUCCAUGUCAAUGUUCAUCCAAUUAGAGCAGAGCUCGGUGAGCCUUCUGAUAUGAAGUUAGCUGCUCGAAUUUCUCUGCUGAUCUGCGUCGUCAUUUACAGCUCUAUCGGUUUCUUUGGCUACCUAUUGUUCGGGGACUCAAUAAUGGCUGACAUGCUAGUAAACUUUGAUCAAAACUCUGGCUCCACAUUCGGGCAGUUGCUCAAUAUCAUUGUUAGAUCAAGCUACGCAAUGCACCUCUUGCUCGUGUUCCCUGUCAUGAACUUCUCUUUGAGGGCCAAUAUAGAUGAGCUGCUCUUCCCACACAAACCUAUUUUGGCCGAAAGCAACUCAAGAUUUCUAAUCCUCACUUGUAUUUUGCUCUCAUUUUCUUACUUUGUGGCAAUAGCUAUCCCAAACAUAUGGUACUUGUUUCAGUUUAUGGGAUCAACCACUGUGGUUUGCCUCUCAUUUAUAUUCCCUGGUGCUCUCAUUCUCAGGGAUGGACAGGGGAUAUCAACAACAAAGGACAAGAUAAUAGCAAUAUUGGUGAUAGUUUUGGCUGUGGUGACAAGCUCAGUUGCAAUCUCCAGCAAUUUGUAGUUUUGUACACUUCAACUCAAAGAGCUUAAAGCUACAUAUGUACAUACUCUGCAGAUU